AUGUUGCUUACAAUCACGCUACUCGUGACAGUGGGAACGCUGGUUUACCUGUUCCUGGCAUGGAACGUGAAUUAUUGGACGAAACGGGGCGUACCAGGGCCAGCCCCACGUUUGCUGUUUGGUAACUUCCCCAGCUUCGUCCUGCGCAAUCGGCCGUUCGUCGAUGACUUCCAGGAUAUAUACAAUAAGUUUCGCUUCCAAGGCAAUUUCGUCGGCGUGUUCAAUAGCCGAACACCGGCCAUUUUGGUGCUGAAACCCGCGCUGCUGAAGGAUGUGUUGAUAAAGAAUUUUAAAAACUUUCAAGACAAUGAGUUUGCCGACUCGAUCAACAAGGAGAGCGAUCCCAUCUUUGGUCGCAACCCGUUCAUGCUGAAGGGCGAGGAGUGGAAGGAAAAACGGGCCGAAGUGACGCCAGCCUUCACCACCUUGCGGAUGAAGGCUCUCUUUCCUUUCGUUGAGGAUGUGACGCAGCGUAUGACGCAGUACGUGGUGAAGCAUGAGAUUGAGGGACCGAUCGAGUCGCGGGAACUGUGUGCCAAAUAUACGACCGACGUCGUGUCGAGCUGUAUAUUCGCGGCGGACGCACAAUCGUUCUCCAAUGAGAAGGCGGAGAUCCGCGAGAUGGGUCGCAAAUUGCUCGAGCCCAACUUCAGGAUCGUGAUAAUGUUCUUGUUGAUUGGGCUUGUGCCGGCACUCAAGAAGCUCUUCCCAAUCGCGUUCGUGCCAAAAUCGAUCGAACAGUUCUUCACCCGGCUAAUGGAUGACGCCGUGGCGUAUCGCGAAAAGAACGGCAUCAAGCGCGUCGACUACCUUGACCAUCUGAUCGGUUUGAGGGCGAGAAAACAAUUAAGCUCGCUGGACAUGGCCGCCCACGGGGUGACAUUCUUUAUUGAUGGAUUCGAAACGUCCAGCUUAGCGAUGAGCUUCACGCUAUACGAGCUGGCCCGCAAUCCGGACUGCCAGGAAACUCUGCGCACUGAACUGCUAGCGGCACGUAACGACAACGGUACAAUCGACUAUGACACGCUGCUGGAGCUGCCCUAUCUGGACCAGGUUUUGAACGAGGCACUUCGAGUGUGGCCACCGGCUGCCUUCCUUUCAAAGGUCUGCACCGUACCGACGGAACUCGAGCUUGAAGACGGCGGCCGAAAGGUGUUGAUCGAUCGAGGUGUGCCGGUAAUGCUUCCUGUCUGGCAGAUUCAUCGUGACGAGGAAUACUUUGAGGAUGCACUGCGCUUUAAUCCGGCACGGUUCGCGCCGGAGUUGGGCGGAACGAAAGCGUACCGCGAGAAGGGCUGCUUUGUACCGUUCGGCGACGGUCCACGCCAGUGCCUGGGCAUGCGAUUCGCUCUAAUGCAGGUCAAGCGGGGCAUCUUCGAGCUCGUGACCAAGUACAACAUUUCCGUCAACGCGAAAACGAAAGAACCGAUACAGCUGGAUCCAAAAACAUUCAUCAUUGCUCCACUGGGUGGCAUCUGGUUGGAUUAUAAACCGAUCGCGGCGUAGGUUUGAACGACGCACACCAACGGAAGCGCUUCGCAAGUUAAUAUUUUCGUGCUCUACGAUAAGAUAGCUAGCUGAUUGAUGGAGAUAAAGCAAGUGUUUCCGUCGUAACGUG
Messenger RNA from Anopheles coustani, 1618 nucleotides. Its product is annotated as probable cytochrome P450 28a5. Lineage: Eukaryota; Metazoa; Arthropoda; Insecta; Diptera; Culicidae. The record is from RefSeq and is a predicted model, not a curated record. Gene Ontology annotation, molecular function: monooxygenase activity; heme binding; oxidoreductase activity, acting on paired donors, with incorporation or reduction of molecular oxygen. The coding region runs from base 1 to 1506 and encodes 501 amino acids. The transcript has 4 exons.